This is a messenger RNA of Amphibalanus amphitrite, 1789 nucleotides long. Its product is annotated as proline-rich protein HaeIII subfamily 1-like. Bases 275 to 1234 code for a protein of 319 amino acids. The transcript has 3 exons. NCBI's taxonomy places the organism in Eukaryota, Metazoa, Arthropoda, Thecostraca, Balanomorpha, Balanidae. The record is from RefSeq and is a predicted model, not a curated record.
CGUUACGACAUUGUAUCGCGUCACAUGUCGCGCUCGCUCGGCAAGUCUGGAAGCGAAAGUUGCUGGGUGCUCGCUGGCGCGUGGCCAUCCGAACGGCAUCGGUGUGCGGCGCCGAUCUGGGCGCGGCGGAGCUGGUGAUUUCGCCGGAGCUGCUGUACCGUGGACGGAGAGCGGAUCUCCUCUCCCGUCGUCAGCAGUACGCCGCUCCGGCAGUCAGUCGCGCGAACCUGCACAGUCUGCCGUGCUCAGGGCGUGCUGGAAACAGUGUGAGCUGAUGGAGCUGCGUGGGUCGCGUCUGACACUGGUGCUGCUUCUAGUGAGUAUCGUGUGCUGUGAGAGAGUCCCGGAGCCGGCUGACACCGGAGGGGCUAGAAGAGAGACCCGCCACGCCCCCCUGCCGCCCUGGCGACGGCCACACCCGCCGCCGCCGCCGCCGCCGCCGCGGCCUGGCCAGCGUGGCCUCCAGCCGAGACCUGAAGAGACGGCGGCGCUGCAUCCGCGACAUCCGCUGAGGCUCUACAGCCACCGCGACGGACCCCACGUGCACCCGGCACCCAGACCGGGACCGCCGCACGGGCAGGACUUCCAGCUGGGACCGCCGCACGGGCUGGAUUUCCAGCUGGGACCGCCGAAAGGGCCGGACUUUCGACCGGGACCGCCGAAAGGGCAGGACUUCCAGCCCGGACCGCCGCACGGACCGGACUUCCAGCUGGUACCGCCGAAAGGGCAGGACUUUCGACCGGGACCGCCCCACGACGGGCCGGAUUUCCGACCCGGACCGCCCUCCAGGCCGGAAUUUGGACCGGGACCGCCACUCUCGUCGGACAUUCGGCCCGAGCGGCCACAUUACGAGAAGUUCCGAUCGGAACCGCCACACGGACAGGAACCCGGGCCGAGUUUGCAGCAGCAAGACGAGUUCAGUUUCGGUUUCGGUGAUUCUAGCCUGUCUCAACAGCAGCGCGAUGAAUAUCCGGGAUCGCCUCAGCCGGACUUUCAUUCAGAGCCGAAGAGCGGGUGUCGCAUCAAUGGAAAGAUGUACGCACCCGGGCAGAGUUGGCACCUCGCCAACUGUCGACGGGGUACUUGCGUCAAGUUUGGUCACAACUACUACGUUUCAGAAGAUAGGUGCUCGGUGAAAUACCACAACGCCAACUACGCUUGUGUGAUUUACCAGGACAAAGACCGGCCGUAUCCGGACUGUUGUCCGUACUACCGCUGCAAUCCGGAGAAUUAAGUACCGUGGUAACGGAUAAUUAGUUUUCCACUGGGUGUAACACUGUUGUUGUCCGUAAAACCGCUGUAUUCCGGAGAACUAAACGUGACGGCUAACUAGUGCUCCUCUGGGUGUAACACUGCUGUCCGUACUACCGCUAGCCGCUAGUAUCUGGAGAUCUGAAUGCUGCAGUUGCGGCUAACUAGUCUCCUCCGGGUGUAACGUUGUGUUGUCCGUAAAACCGCUGUAUUCCGGAGAACUAAACGUGACGGCUAACUAGUGCUCCUCUGGGUGCAUAACACUCUCUUUUGUUAUGGAGGUGUCACUGUACUGAUGCAAUGACAUCAAAGGUAGCACUACGACAGUGAACUGUUCUGCAGCGAUUACCUGGUGUCCUGGUUUUAUGGAUGUGUGGAAUGUGUCAGGCGCUAGGGGCUGUGAUUCAUGUAUGGAAGUUGGGAAUGUUUACCUGCUCUCCCAUGAUUCAGGAGGUCACAGUGGGUCAUUUUAUGUGUGCAUUUGUACAUUGUGUGUGUGUUGAAACAGCAAAAUCACCUAAAUAUAAUAUGUGAUUCA